[Torrubiella] hemipterigena is the source of this 1889-nucleotide messenger RNA. The record is from the annotation of a GenBank genome assembly. Lineage: Eukaryota; Fungi; Ascomycota; Sordariomycetes; Hypocreales; Clavicipitaceae.
GUCGGAUGUUUACAGUGGUGUGAGCGGGCAUAAGCGGAGCAUUGGUGCUGGAUUACAGAGCAUGGCCGCCUACUAAGACCAACACAUCCCCUCCCCCUUUCGAUCCAGUGCGUGGCGCGCCCGCUGUAACUCAGGUGUCAGUAACAGGGUGUGGCUGAGAAGCACGCUUACCGCUUGAAAUAAUGGCGUAUAUAUUUUUGAUAAAUUAUUUAUACAGACUAGUUUGAAGUAGCUUUAGUUGUGUAAACUUUUUGCUCUUCCUUUUUAUGCUACCAAUCUUAAAGCUAAACAUGACACUGCGCUGAACCUAACACGACCCUAUAAAAGGAAUGACGCUCUGCUGCAUUGGGCAAUCGCUCGGCCCCCUGUAGCUCUGGCCCGUUCAGUGCAUCAGCCCCAUCGUAGCGGCGCUAGCUCCCUGUUCAUCCACUGUAGCAAGCUUGCUUCGCAAACAGGCAAAAAAAACUGCCGCAUCCAAUCAGAGCGCUCGCGCGUGUCGUGUCCUUUUUCCCUUCCCACUCCUUGCUUCACCUUCGACCCUUUUCCCAAAGAGCUUCCUCCAAAGCCACCAUCACAACUUAACAAUCGUCCCGCGUUGGGUUUCUGAUCUACAGUCGACACCAAUUGAAUCUAGACAUCGACACGCCACUACAAGCCCGGACCAUUACAAUACUGCACAAGUCUGGUUCACCCCCGUCCCCUAAUCAGCCAUGUCGCUAAACAUCUUCCGCAUUGCUGCGGACUUCUCGCAUCUGGCGAGUAUCCUCAUUCUCUUGCACAAGAUGGUGCAAAUGAACAGUUGCUCCGGUAUCUCCUUCAAGUCGCAGGCCCUCUACCUCAUCGUCUAUGUUACCCGAUACCUUGAUCUCUUCUCGACGCACACCCUCUACAACUUCGUCUUCAAGGUCAUGUUCAUCGGUUCCCAGGGAUACAUUGUCUACCUCAUGACAAACGCAUACAAGCCUACCAACGAUCCCAACGUCGAUACCUUCAAGGUGCAAUACCUCUUCACCGGUGCCGCCGUCCUCGCCAUCAUCUUCCCAUACUCCUACACCAUCUCGGAGAUCCUUUGGGCCUUUUCCAUCUGGCUCGAGUCCGUCGCAAUUCUGCCCCAGCUCUUCAUGCUUCAGCGCACCGGUGAGGCAGAGACAAUCACCACUCACUACCUCUUCGCUCUCGGUAUCUACCGCGCUCUCUACAUCCCCAACUGGAUCUACCGCUACGCCGUCGAGUCGAACUACAAGACUGAUUGGAUCGCCAUCAUCGCUGGCCUCGUUCAGACCGUUUUGUACAGCGAUUUCUUCUACAUUUACUAUAACAAGGUCCUCAAGGGCAAGAAGUUCAAGCUUCCCGUCUAAGGCUCUGCGCCAAGCUACUAGACACGGGUUCCACUGCUGCUUUUCUACUCUGCGAGUGAUACAAGAACACCUGCCAUGAAGCAGCAUGGAUAUUGACAAUAUCGACCCAAAAGGGCCGACUAGGAUUGCAAGUUUUUUUUUUCGAUAUGCGGACACGAAUACAAAGGAUAAUUGGCAUGCGGCACCGUUGACCCAAGAGACGCAACAGACAUAUCUGCAGUGACUUUGGACGGCGGGCCUGCAAUUACACGGCGUUUUAAAAAGGAGAAAUGGGUUCAAGGGCUCAUACAGCACAAACUCCAGACCUGACAUUCAUCCUGGAGAUGUAUACAAGUCUGGACUCGCCAGCACUAACAUCCCUCAGGGCUGUCGCUUGUACUUCCAAUGACUACCACACCCGACACUAAUGAAUACAAAAUUAAUUGACCAAUGCAUAACUGUGAUGCUCCCUAGUUAAAAUUUGUGCUUAUCAUUAAAAUAUGUCCAAAUUAGUACCAGAAAGUGAUUCAAAUGCAAAUUAAAAGGUAUCUG